GUACAAUCAGGAAUUUAAGUUUUAUACUAUUUAAAAAAGGAAUUAAAUGAGGAAUACCAAGAAUUUCUAUGUUAUAUAUGUCUAUAAAUGUUUUUUGAAGAAUACAGGAAGAAGUUAUUCAAGUUUUAAAAGAAACAUAGACAAAAAGAUCUUGGAACUUGACUUUAAAUCUUUAGAUGAUAAAUGGGGUAAAAAAUGGCAGAAAAUAAAGAAUCAGAAUAAGAAAUAUAAGGAAAAUACAUAUAGAAAGUUUUAUAUAUUAAGCAUGUUUCCUUAUCCUAGUGGAUCAUUACAUAUGGGGCAUUUUCGAGUUUAUACAAUAAGUGAUGUUAUAUCUAGAUUCAAAAGAAUGCAAGGCUAUGAUGUUAUACAUCCUAUAGGAUGGGAUGCUUUUGGAUUACCAGCAGAAAAUGCGGCUAUUGAAAGAAAUAUUUCAGCAGCAGAGUGGACUUCACAAAAUAUUAUGAAAAUGAAGCAACAAUUUUCAAAGAUGAAUAUUGAUUUUGAUUGGGAUAGAGAAAUUACUACAUGUUUGCCAUCUUAUUAUAAAUGGACGCAGUUGCUAUUUUUAAAAUUCUACAAUGAAGGAUAUGCUUAUCAAAAAGAAGAAUAUGUUAAUUGGGAUCCUGUAGAAUCUACGGUUCUUGCUAAUGAGCAGAUUGAUUCAUUGGGUAGAUCAUGGCGUUCUGGAGCUAUUGUUGAAAAAAAAAAGUUAAAACAAUGGUUUCUUAGAAUUACUGAUUUUUCUGAGUCACUUCUUAAAGAUAUUUCUACGCUUAAGGAUUGGCCAGAAAGAGUGAAGAUUAUGCAAAAAAAUUGGAUUGGAAAGUCAACAGGUGUUGAAAUUCUCUUUACCUUAAAAUACAAAAAUAUCAAAAAUCUUCCUAAUCUUUUCAAAGAUAUAUAUGUAUUUACACCAUAUCCCAAUGCACUAUUUCACCUUCAAUAUAUUGUUCUUUCUCCAUUUCAUCCUAUUGUUUCUGAAUUGGCUCUUAAGGAUUCAAAUCUUCAAAUGUUUUUGAAAAAUAUUUCAAGUAUAGGUAUAUAUUCUAAGAAGGGAUUUUUGCUGGAAAACAUUCAAGCUUAUAAUCAAUUUAUACCUGACUUUUCUUUUCCAGUUUAUGUUUCUUCAUACAUUUUAGACAGUUAUGGUUGUGAUGCUAUUAUGGGUAUUCCUGCUUACAAUUCUCAUGACUUUCAGUUUUGUAAGGAAAAUUCUUUAGAAAUUGGUACUAGUAAAGCCAUUGAUGAAGAUACAAAUGGCAUGGUUUUCAAUGGAAAUUCAGAACAUUCUUCUAAAAUAUUUUCUGAAAAGGCUACUCAGUUAAUUCUUAAAAUGGAAUCAUUGAAUUUAUGUAGAACGGUCACUCAUUGGAAAUUAAAAGAUUGGCUUAUAAGUCGCCAGAGAUUCUGGGGGACGCCCAUUCCUAUUGUUUAUUGUUCAAAUUGCGGGACUAUUCCUGUUCCUGAAUCCAAAUUGCCUGUAUUACUGCCCAAAAAACCAGUAAUAAAAGGUUCUAGUGGAUCACCAUUGACAAGUGAUGAAGAAUUCUUACAUACAAAUUGUCCAAAAUGCAAUGGCCCAGCUAAACGAGAUACAGAUACUAUGGAUACUUUUGUAGAUUCAUCAUGGUACUUCAUAAGAUUUACUGAUCCACAGAAUUCCGAAGAACCUUUUAAUAUUGAAAGAGCAUCACAACUUCUACCAGUUGAUUUAUAUAUUGGCGGCAUUGAACAUGCAAUAUUACAUCUUUUAUAUUCCAGAUUUUUUAUGAAAUUUGCAAUUAAAACAAAAUUAUUGAAAGAUAUAAACAAUGGUGAGCCUUUUAGUAAGUUAAUUACUCAGGGUAUGGUUCAUGGAAAAACAUAUGUUGAUCCUAUAACUGGACGUUUUCUAAAACCUGAUGAAUUGGAUUUAAACAAUCCUAUGUUUCCAAAAAUAUUAAAUUCAAAUAUAACACCAAAAAUUAAAUAUGAAAAAAUGAGCAAAUCAAAACACAAUGGGGUAAAUCCUAUAAAAUAUAUCGAUAUUUAUGGUGCUGAUUGUGUUCGUGCUCACAUUCUUUUUUCUGCACCUAUUACUGAAGUUCUUAAAUGGGAUGAAACAAAAAUAAUUGGUAUGCAAAGAUGGCUUAAUAAAUUAUUUCGAAUAGUUCAUGAAAUAGAUCUCACAAAAACUACAAAUAUGAAAUCAUAUCAAGUUAAAUGGGACAAUUUAAAUUCUUCUGAAAAAGAAUUAUGGAUAACUGUUCAAAAAACAAUCACUGAUAUUACACAUUUUUUUUCUAAAAAUUAUCAAUUGAAUACCGCCGUUUCGUCUUUAAUAAAAUUAACAAUUAAACUCGAUUCUUCUAGGAAUAAUAUUUCUAACAAUUUAUAUUUUCAUGUUACAGAAAUACUAUUGAAACUUAUCGCUCCAAUUACACCUGCUGUUGCUGAAGAAUUGUAUUCAUAUCUUUACUCAGAAAAUCAUUCUAUAUUCAAUUCUUCAUGGCCUUUAGCUGAUACUUCUGUUCAAAAUGAAACUAUUCAAGCUGGAAUUCAAAUUAAUGGAAAAUUAAGAUUUCGUCUUACUUUACCAUACAAUUGUACUGAUAAAAAUAUUAUUUUACAAUUUAUAUUAAAAAGCGAUCAAGGAAAACAAUGGAUUAAAGACAAAUAUAUCACAAAUAAUAUAAAAAACGUCAUUAUUGCUCCUGGAAAUAAAGUCAUUAAUUUAAUUCUAUCUUGAUAUUUAACAAAAUACAUAAACAUCAUAAUACAUAAUUACAAAUUU
Pneumocystis carinii B80 is the source of this 2776-nucleotide messenger RNA. Its product is annotated as leucine-tRNA ligase. The transcript is spliced from 5 exons. Gene Ontology annotation, cellular component: mitochondrion. The coding region runs from base 47 to 2731 and encodes 894 amino acids. Gene Ontology annotation, biological process: mitochondrial translation; leucyl-tRNA aminoacylation. Lineage: Eukaryota; Fungi; Ascomycota; Pneumocystomycetes; Pneumocystales; Pneumocystaceae. Gene Ontology annotation, molecular function: aminoacyl-tRNA deacylase activity; ATP binding; leucine-tRNA ligase activity. The record is from RefSeq and is a predicted model, not a curated record.